This is a messenger RNA of Acipenser ruthenus (sterlet), 3212 nucleotides long. It is a transcript of the gene ift38, whose product is annotated as clusterin associated protein 1. NCBI's taxonomy places the organism in Eukaryota, Metazoa, Chordata, Actinopteri, Acipenseriformes, Acipenseridae. Gene Ontology annotation, biological process: cilium assembly. Gene Ontology annotation, cellular component: intraciliary transport particle B; cilium; centrosome. The transcript has 13 exons. Bases 515 to 1780 code for a protein of 421 amino acids. The record is from RefSeq and is a predicted model, not a curated record.
AGGAUGUCGACAUUAUCCAGUUUUUAAUGGAUUUGCUCCCGGGUGCCUUGGUGGACUGUGGAAGAUAUACGUUAUACAGUUAGGCUACCACCUUCCUUCUCUGCACUCUAUCUAGUUCGUCAGAAAAUUCAUUGACAGUCCGAUCCAGACGACAAAGAACACAAAGGCGUCAAGUCAACACUUUACAUUUCGCGUCCGCUUUUGCCGUUGAGAAAUGUCUUUUCACAGUUUCCGUAGUAGGGGUUUGGUUUGGCUUCCAUGGUGACGGCGGCGAAGCUGUGGAUGGACAACAAAAACAGGCCUGGUUCUGUUCGAAACGUAAACAAAGUAAAUUAAAAACGCUUAGAAUAUUUUUUAAAGAAACUACAGUAGUGAAAUUCACAGGCUCUGAGAAUCACAGAAGCGCACCGCAGUGAAAUACUGUCCAGCUGGCUCACAAAAGACCUUCUGCGUAGUGACGGAUUGACAGGGAAUACUGUAAAAGGUUUAGGGCUUACCAGCAAGAUCUGGCACCAUGUCCUUCAGAGACUUAAGAAAUUUUACAGAGAUGAUGAGGUCUCUGGGUUACCCCCGGCUCAUAUCCAUGGAGAAUUUUAGGACGCCAAACUUCUCCCUGGUAGCAGAGAUCCUGAUCUGGCUUGUCAAAAGGUACGAGCCACAGAUGGAAAUCCCCACUGAUGUGGACACAGAACAGGACCGCGUUUUCUUCAUCAAAGCAGUUGCUCAGUUCAUGGCUACAAAGGCACACAUUAAGCUCAACACAAAACGCCUGUACCAGGCUGACGGCUAUGCGGUGAAGGAGAUGCUGAAAAUCACUGCCUUGCUUUAUAAUGCUAUGAAGACCAAGGGAAUGGACAGUGGGGAUAAAGCAGAGGAGGAAACUAACAAGUUCAAGUUUGACCUUGGCUCUAAGAUAGCUGAUUUGAAGUCUGCGAGGCAGCUGGCAUCAGAGAUCACCUCUAAAGGAGCCACUCUGUAUGACUUGUUGGGGAAGGAGGUCGACCUGAGGGAAAUGAGGACAGCAGCCAUUGCAAGACCCCUUGAAAUAAACGAGACAGAAAAGGCCUUGAGAGCAGCUGUCAAGGAAGCGUUGGAGCACGUCCAGAAGACUAAGGACACGCUGGACAACGUGGCCUCAGACGAAGCCAACCUGGAGGCCAAGAUUGAGAAGAAGAAGCUGGAGCUGGAGAGGAACCAGAAACGUCUGCAGACCCUCCAGAGCGUCCGCCCAGCGUUUAUGGAUGAGUAUGAGAAGAUCGAGGAAGACCUUCAAAAGCAGUACGAGACGUUCGUAGACAAGUUUCGCAACCUGUGCUACCUGGAACAGCAGCUAGAGGAUUAUCACAGGGUGGAACAGGAGAGGUUUGAGGAGACUGAGAACACCCUCCGGCUGAUGCAGAACAAGCUAAGGGAGGAGGAGAAGAGACUGAUGAAGAGUGGGGGCAAGGAGGAUGAGUCGGACAUGGAGAUCCAGGAAGAUGAGGGAUCAGACAGUGACAUGGAGGACCAGAGACCAACCAAGCCCCGCCUCACCAGGGGCCUCCCCAUUCCAGGCAGAGCUGGUGCCCGCAUCGUGGGAACAAUGCAUGGAGGAGACAGUGAUGAGGAUGACUCUGAGGACAGCGAGAUUGACGUCGACGACGACGAUGAAGAUGAUGGGGAGGACGAUGAAGAGCUCAAGGACGCAGUGGACGAUCUGGACAGCGUGGACACCCCUCCGUCCAAACCCCGGGGGUCCCGCAAGCCCGAACCGCAGGAGGAGAGUGACAACGACUUCUGAACUCAACCCAUUCACACGCACACACAAACACACACACACACACACACACACACACACACACACACACACACACACACACACUCACACUCUCUCCAAAUCACAAACUCAUACUGGUCCUGUCUCAGUGCACACAGUCCUGGGUUUCAGAACUGCCCUGGUUUAUGUUCAUUAUUGAAAUGACCAGCUAGGUAGGUGCUAGGAAUGAGAGCAAUGAUUGUGCAAUAUUUAGGAAGCAUGGAUAGGACAUUGUGUAUGGGGAAUUUUCUAUUAGGGCCUGUUCAUGUAGCUAGGGCCCUGGCUCCUGUUAAUUUAAAUAAUAGACCUUAUUGAGGGGAUUUGUGAAUCCCAGCAGGACUAGAGUGAGUUUCCAACGCUCCCAUGGUGGUGCAGAGCUGUGUGUUUUUAAAACAGAGAAUUUAUUCCAGCCACCAUUACUUAAUAACUACAAACUGUCUUCCUGCAUCUGUAAGUUACUUUCUUUCCUGUCGACAUUAGAGAUUAAAAAGAAUCAAAUCGUGAAACCAUACUACUUUAAAUACAAACUUUUUUUUAUAUCCUUUAUUUAUUUAUAUUUUAAAUGAUAACUAUAACAUUUGCUUUUACAUAACACUGAUUAUUACAAAUACUUAAAGGCAUAAUAUGAUAUUUUGUACUUUACCGUUAAAUAAAAUAUAUAUUGAAAAAAACAAAAAAACACACACGUACAAAAGAGCAUAUCUCUUUAAAAAAAAAAUUAAAUUAAAAAAAAAGUGUAUUACAAAAAUGAACACUGACAAAAAAUAUAGAGAAGAUGCCCACCUUUUCUAUAUACAUGGUCAGAUACAGUAGAUAAGAGGUGCAGAUUGGUUUGAUUGUUAUGUUAACAUGUGAGAAGUUAAAUUCCUGGGGGGAAAAAUACCUUAUUGAUAUUAACAGUAACCAGUAUGCAAGCUCCAGUUAAGAAACUCUCAAUGGUAAGACAUUUAGCAAUACUAAAAGAAAUGAUAUUGUAUCUAACUUUUUGACAGCAUGAUGGUACAUUGUGCCAUUAUGAGUUUCACUUGGACCGAACAGAAGAGUUUCCCCCAAUCGAUUUAACAAGAAAAGUUAAUUUUACUGCACUGAAAAAAAAAGCUGGUUUUAAGAAGCAUGAAGGAAGCUGGAAUGAGAAGGGAUUUGUGUUGGUGAAUGCACAGAGUGAUUCUGCAUUACUUAAGAGUAUUUGAUUGACGUUCCAGAAGAUUGUGUAUGAUAUUUGUAUGCUUUCAGUAGAAGCAGUGGAAUGCUACCUGGAUGAACAAAAAAACGCAAUCUCUAUUAUAUAUAUAUUUUUUUCAGUCUAUCCAUUUACAAGUGGCUAAGGUCAUCUACACAGACAUUCAGGAAAUUAAUAAAAAACAAUAAUAAACCAAUCAAACAUCAAAUCUGACUUACAUUCAAAAACUAGGCAGAU